GACACUAUUAUCCGCCAUGUGUCCAAUCCUUCUCAUAAGCGCACACGAAAUCAAAGUCCGGGUUUCUUGAAGCGGCUACACUUCAUGCUUACGUAGGUUGGAUCUCUAUUCGUGUAACCGCAUAAUACACUUUUUCAAAGAUUCAAUUAAGAAUUUUUAAACUUCAUCCUCUUCUCUCAUGCAGGAUAACAAGCACAUACCUCGGGAUGACAAAUUUUGUGCUUCAAUUUCUGAUAAUAAGUUUUCCACAUUGAAUUCAGCCUCUAACGUUGUAUUAGAGGGGAAUUGGGUGUCCCAUUACCAGAAAUUAUAUGGACUUUAAUCCAUCCCUUUUACAGACUUAAUCACCAAGUCACUAGUUAACCACUUCGUCAAAUGAUCAACCAAAUUAAUUCGAGUUUGGUCAUACUGUCUAGACACAACACUAUGAAUGAUCAGUUCACAACUUUUACCGUGCCAUACUCCCACAUGAUCGUACUUAUCAUUUUCACUUGACUAUAUGCCUUAGCCAAAUUAGCAUUACUAUCACAAAAGAUAGUAAUAGGUGAGAUUGGUUUAGGCCAUAAAUAUAUGUCAUAGACCAAACCUCUCAACAAUUAUGUCUCUUCUCUAAGAGAAAUCAAGGCCACACAAACUUUGAUUCCAUAGUGAAACUUAGUGAUGCAAGUUUGCUUUAUAGAGGCCCAAAUUAUGGCACCUCUCCCAAGCAAGAGGACCCAUCUCAAUGUUGAAGUUAACAUGAGAAAUCCAACUAAGAUCAACAAAUCCUUUCCAAAAUUGAUGGAAAGCCACUAUAAGUCAAUACAGUGUGCCUUUGACAUAUCCUAGUACACGCCUCAUUUCAUUUCAAAUGAUGAGAACUAGGAUUCAUCACGUACCAACUUAAUUGUUCUAUCGCAUAUCAUUUCAAAUGAUGAGAACUAGGAUUCAUCACGUACCAACUUAAUUGUUCUAUCGCAUAUAUGCGAUAGAACAAUUAAGUUGGUACGUGAUGAAUCCUAGUUCUCAUCAUUUGAAAUGAAAUGAGGCGUGUACUAUGCGAUAUCUAGCAUCAUGUAAGUCAUGCAUACAUCUCCAAUUGUAAAACUGAUUUUCAGUAUUUACCAUAAGUUCCAUACUUGGAUCCAUUGGGGUCUUUAACUCACUUCAAUUCCUACUAUGGAAUUUAUGCAAGUACCUUCUCAUGCAGAAAAAUUGAGAGAAGGACUCUUCUUUGUCGUUCCGCUUGAUUCAAUACACAGAAUCACAUUUGCCUACCCCAUGUCCUACAUGGAGAAUUGAAAUAACAACUUUUUAUCAAAGUUCACUUAUCUUUUAUUGGUUCAAAAGAUAAGCAUAUCUUAUACAUACAAAUGUACGAUGACUUCAUUACCAGAAUCAUCAUAAGCUGUGUACACAUUUUGUCUCUUUGGUUUAAAAUAACAUAAACCACUUGACAAAAUCACUUAUCUUUGAUUGGUCCAAAAGAUAAAUAUGUCAUCUACAUACAAACACAACGACUCUAUUACCAGAAUCAUCAAACAUUGUAUAUACAACUUUGUCUCCUUGGUUUAAAAUAACAUAAACCACUAGACAAAAUCACACCACCAAACCACUAGACAAAUCCAAGUUUAUCUAGAACUUCGUAAAUGUCGAAUAGAGAAUUAGACUAAUUAACCAUUGAGUAUGUGACCUACCCAAAGGCAAUUUUCAUUCUUCUAUUUCUCCAUUUUACGAAUCAUUCUCCUUCUUCCUCAUCUUCGAAUCAUCCCUCUUCCAAGUUACCUUCCGGAUAUGGAAUAGGCCAUGAGACAAGUACGAAGAAAACCCAUCUUCUACUGCCAUCGAUGAAAAACCCAUCAUCGAAGAUUCUCAUUAUUCCGUAGACCGAAACCGGUUUCUUGUAAAGAUCGGUUCGAGCCAUCAUACCGGAAAAUAUUCUUUUCGAUUGUUGGGACUUUUAGGGGCGAGGGUACACGUACGAUAGCCCGAGACGGGGUGACCAGGAUUAUGAUAGAGUCGCAGUUUCCGAAAAGAAUAUUUCCACCCUCUACAAAGCCUUGGGUUAUAGGAAAUUUCUCCCGAGGAUAGAACUAUCACCACUUUAGGUUCUAGGCUCAAGAACACUAAAGCAUACUUAGAAAUUUUUGGAAGAAAGUAGAAGAAUAUGUUUGAUGGUAUGUGGCACCAUCCACCCCACACAUAUAUUUAUAGGGGUCGAAUCUAUGCAUUGUUUCAUGAACGGUUGCCUUUAUCCAUACGAAAUGUUGCCUUUAUCCAUAAAAUAAUGUAACCUCCACUAACCCAAAGGGAUGCGUCCCUUCAUGAAAUUAGAAUAUUGGUUCGGUCGGUCUAAUCACAAACAGAUUGAUCGGUCCAACCUAAACCGAUUUGACUUGAUUAAUCCGGUUCAAUCAAAUUUCCAACAUUAUUCGCCUUAAAAACGUACUCCAACGCUUUGCCACUAAAAUUAAUUUAGUUCAUCGAAAACAAAACCUCUUCCUAAGCUCGGCUGUUGAAGGCAAGCUGGGACUUGGGAGCAGAAGCAGAAAAUGCUAGUCAGGAAAGUGCUGUUGCGGGGAGCUUCGGCGUCCCGGCUUCUCAUUUCCAAUAAGUCUCCGCCAGCGUCGCUAAUACCUCUGGCUUCCGGAUGUACGCGAUUCUUCUCUUCUUCUACGCAAUCGGAGGGGCCGAAUGAUGGUUUUGUGGCCGGUCAGGAAGGCGGCGAUGAGCAGCCGGCUGCUACCAUCACUGUCGAUCGUUCCGGCCUCUACCAUCCACCUGAGCUUUCUCAUGAACCCACCAUGGAGAGUGAGCUGACUAAGCACCUUAAAGGCAUUAUCAAGUUUAGAGGCGGACCAAUCUCAGUGGCAGAGUAUAUGGAAGAAGUUUUGACGAACCCUAAAUUUGGCUUCUAUAUCAACCGAGAUGUAUUUGGAUCAGAGGGUGAUUUCAUAACCUCUCCUGAAGUCAGCCAGAUGUUUGGGGAGAUGAUUGGUGUCUGGGUUAUGUGUUUGUGGGAACAAAUGGGACAACCCAAGAAAGUGAACUUAGUUGAACUGGGACCAGGAAGAGGAACUCUCAUGGCUGAUCUUUUGCGGGGCACAGCAAAAUUCAAGAGCUUCACGGACUCGAUGCAUAUUCACAUGGUAGAGUGCAGUCCAGUGUUACAGAAGCUUCAGCAUCAGAACCUAAAAUGUGAGAAAGUUUGCAAUGCAGAUGAAAAUGGAGAAAAAAACUCAGUUACAUCGAUCACAGGAAGUCCUGUAACAUGGUAUUCUUCACUGGAGCAGGUGCCAUCUGGAUCACCAACAAUCAUCCUUGCACACGAGUUCUAUGAUGCUCUACCUAUUCACCAGUUUCAGAGGUCUUCUCGUGGCUGGUCUGAGAAAAUGGUUGACGUGGGAGAAGAUUCAAAGUUGCGGUUUGUUCUGUCCCCUCAGCCAACACCAGCCACUCUUUACCUAAUGAAGCGAUGCAAGUGGGCCACUGAGAAAGAAGUAGAGAGUCUUAAACAAAUUGAGAUUUGCCCGAAGGCAAUUGAUCUGACUCAUUCAAUUGCACAGAGAAUAAGUUCUGAUGGAGGUGGUGCCCUCAUAAUUGACUACGGCCUCAACGGAGUGGUCUCAGAUAGUCUGCAGGCGAUCCGGAAGCAUAAGUUUGUCAGCAUCCUUGACGACCCUGGGUCUGCUGAUCUCAGUGCUUAUGUCGAUUUUCCUUCCCUCAAGCACACCGCAGAGGAAGCUUCAGACAAUGUAGCUGUCCAUGGCCCUCUUACUCAGUCUCAGUUACUUGGUUUACUGGGGAUAAACUUCCGAGUGGAAGCAUUACUAGAGAACUGCACAGACGAACAAGCUGAUUCCUUAAGGACAGGAUACUGGCGCCUUGUCGGUGAAGGGGAAGCCCCGUUCUGGGAAGGGCCAGAUGAACUAGCACCAGUCGGGAUGGGUACGAGGUACCUGGCAAUGGCAAUAGUGAACAAGAAGCAAGGCGCGCCUGUUCCAUUCCAGUAGCUUUCUCAAAGCGCUUUUACAAUUGAAUAGUGUGGAAUUCACGAACUUUAUCAGCAGGAUUGGAGAAGAACUCAGACAUUUUGCAGUCCUUGUGGGAGAAGGAUUGAAGAAGAAGAAGAAGAGGGUUUACCCGCCUGAACGUUUCGAGUUUCGUUUGUUUGUUUUGCUUCCGCUUUUGACAAGAACAAUGUCGUUUGUGAAUGGAGGGUUAGCCGUUAAGCUACAGCGAUUAGCAUUUGUAAUAGCCAGUGAAACUUGGAGACUCUGUAAUCUUGUUAAGCUAUUUCUAACACAGAAUAAAUAGAAAAAAAAACUCUUAAAUUUGUCGAUGAUUGUGUGUUAGUCUUUUGUAAUUCACACACACCACAACCGCUCAUUUUUCUCACCUCGAGCAUAUUUGACAAUCAUUCAUCACAGUCACAUACCCUUCUCUCUGAUUGCAGCCUUCUGCAUCACAUUCUCGAACUAUAGAGAGGAAUGGAAGGACUAGGGGGAGAUCGGAGUAGUGGGGUUCCAACUUCCAAGCCACCAUCAUUGUUUUUCCACUCUUCUUCUUCUUCUUCUUCUUCUUCUUGUCAACUAAUUAAAUGGCUCCAACUUAUCCUUUGUGAGGUUGGACAAACCUAUACGUAUGGUGUACAUAUAUAGGAGUAGACUAAAUUGAAUGGAUCGUAUGUAUUUGCAAAUGUGUAUGGUCACUGCUAUAUGUCAAGUGGGGGGAAAGAAAUGGAAUGGAUGCAUACCCAAAAGCAUAGCUAUGCCAAAGUGCCAGAGUUUCAUAACUAACGCAUAAGUGUUAUUAAGGUACGUGUACCCUUUACUUACGUAUUUAAUGAAUAGAAAUUGUUAACUUUGCCAUUGUUAAUUUUACAAUUGUUCAUAUAUUUAAUGAAUGGAAAUCGUUAACAUGUUUAAAAUCCGUAUAACACGUUUAAUACCGUAUUUAAUGAAUAGAAAUUGUUAAU
This is a messenger RNA of Linum trigynum, 4957 nucleotides long. The record is from the annotation of a GenBank genome assembly. NCBI's taxonomy places the organism in Eukaryota, Viridiplantae, Streptophyta, Magnoliopsida, Malpighiales, Linaceae.